Messenger RNA from Diospyros lotus (date-plum), 2022 nucleotides. Its product is annotated as protein LONG AFTER FAR-RED 3. NCBI's taxonomy places the organism in Eukaryota, Viridiplantae, Streptophyta, Magnoliopsida, Ericales, Ebenaceae. Bases 54 to 1787 code for a protein of 577 amino acids. The transcript has 15 exons. The record is from RefSeq and is a predicted model, not a curated record. Gene Ontology annotation, molecular function: hydrolase activity, acting on carbon-nitrogen (but not peptide) bonds.
UUUCGAAAAGGGUAAGCCAAACCCAAACACAAACAGCCUCUCACCCGAACUCGAUGAAUUUGUGCAUUGUCUUCCUCUCUGCCUCAAUCGCACUUCUCGUAUCCAUAGUCUUGGUUCCCCUGCUCGGCACCACCCACUAUUUCAGAGGAGGAUGGUCAUCAUUGUCUACUCGAGUAGUCGCGGAUUUGGUGGUGAUGAAUGGGACUAUCUACACUAGUGACACUUCUCUCCCGUUCGCCGAUUCCAUGGCUGUUCGCCAUGGCCGCCUUCUGCGUCUUGGCAGCUAUUCCUCUCUUCAGGAUUUGGUAGGAUAUGGAACUGAAGUGAUCAAUCUGGAGGGAAAAGUUGUGAUUCCUGGAUUAAUUGAUUCCCAUGUCCACAUGAUUUUUGGAGGACUGCAGAUGGUGAGGGUAGCACUGCGAGGUGUGAACAGAAAAGAUGAAUUUGUUAAGAAGGUUAAGGAUGCGGUAAUAAAUUUGAAACAUGGCUCUUGGAUUUUGGGUGGUGGAUGGAAUAAUGAUCAUUGGGGAGGAGAAUUGCCAACGGCAUCUUGGAUUGAUGAUAUUACACCUCACAAUCCUGUCUGGCUAUCAAGGAUGGAUGGUCACAUGGGCUUGGCUAACUCCCUGGCACUAAAAAUUGCUGGGAUUACUAAUAACACAGCAGAUCCAAAUGGUGGAACCAUCAUGAGAACCAGUACUGGAGAACCAACUGGAUUGCUGAUUGAUUCUGCAAUGGAGCUGAUUCUCUCAUGCAUCCCGGAGGUCUCAGUAGAUGAAAGGAGAAAAGCUUUGGAAAGAGCCAGCAAUAUUGCCUUGACUAGGGGUGUUACAGCAGUCGUAGAUUUUGGGAGAUAUUUUCCUGGUUCACCAGAAGAGCUUCCAUGGGACGAUUUUUCAGAAGUGUAUAGAUGGGCUGACUUUUCUGGAAAAAUGAAGAUCAGAGUUUGCUUAUUUUUCCCGAUGAAUACAUGGUCACGACUACAAGAUCUUAUCCAGGAGAAAGGUCAUAAGCUGAGCCAAUGGCUUUAUUUAGGUGGCGUGAAGGCUUUUGCUGAUGGAUCUUUGGGAUCUAAUAGUGCACUCUUUCAUGAGCCAUAUGUUGAUGAUCCUACUAACUAUGGCCUACAAGUUACGGAUAUUGAAAGCCUGUUUAACAUUACUGCUGCAUCGGACAAAUCUGGGCUUCAGGUUGCCAUUCAUGCUAUAGGUGAUAGAGCAAAUGACUUGGUCCUGGACAUGUACAAGUCAGUGGUUUCUACAAAUGGAAUGAGGGACCGGAGAUUCAGGAUUGAGCAUGCUCAGCAUUUGGCACCAGGAACAGCUGUCCGUUUCGGUGAAGAAGGAAUUGUUGCUUCAGUGCAGCCAGAUCACUUGCUGGAUGAUGCUGAUUCGGCAGAAAGAAAGCUGGGGCCAGAAAGGGCUCAGAAGGGAUCUUAUCUAUUUCACUCACUCUUAGCUAACAAAGCUCAGUUGGCAUUUGGUUCUGAUUGGCCAGUUGCAGAUAUUAAUCCUUUGAGCAGUGUAAAGACAGCUAUAGACAGAAUUCCCCCUGGUUGGGAGAGUGCAUGGAUUUCAUCAGAGUGUAUCAAUCUGAUUGAUGCAUUAAAUGCGUACACGAUCUCAGCUGCUCGGGCUUGCUUCCUUGACAAGGAUAUCGGAUCAUUAUCUCCCGGAAAAUUUGCAGAUUUUGUUGUGCUGUCUGCUGAUUCCUGGGAUGAGUUCAUGGCACAGGGGUCUGCAUCUGUGAGGGCAACAUAUGUUAGUGGCACAAGAGCUUAUCACUGAACUGAAAUCCCUGCUCUCAGAUCAGAUGUAAACAUAAAUAAAAUUCUCAUGCAGGAGGGGAUUUAAAAGAUUGUGCUGUAGGAGAAAGUGACCAGGUUGACAGUAAUAUUCAAGAGGACUUUGCAUCUUUCUUUUCUAUCCUAUCCCUCUUGAAAUACAAGCCUUAGUUUAUGUAAAAAAAAUUAGCUAACGAUUUGACCACGUGCGGGUUAUUUAGCACAAGUUUUGCUUGCUU